Molecule: messenger RNA, 2741 nt
Organism: Tachysurus vachellii
Lineage: Eukaryota; Metazoa; Chordata; Actinopteri; Siluriformes; Bagridae
Gene: mccc2
Product: methylcrotonyl-CoA carboxylase subunit 2
Exons: 17
Coding region: 96-1787 (563 amino acids)
Biological process (GO): L-leucine catabolic process
Cellular component (GO): mitochondrion; methylcrotonoyl-CoA carboxylase complex
Molecular function (GO): methylcrotonoyl-CoA carboxylase activity
Source: RefSeq, a predicted model, not a curated record
GGGCUUUAACGCGGUCACCGGGAUGAAUAGCUGGAAUGCUGUAACGCUAAUAUGCUAAAGCAGUAGUUUUUGCGUUCUACAUUCAUGGUGAAAAUAUGAUACUACAGACUUUCAGACCGGCUGUCGCCUUUCUUCGUAGCAGAAGCGCCAUAUCAAGACUUUAUCAUGCAGAGAAAGUCGCGACAGUGGGCUCCCAGCCGGACAUACAGUCUCCUGUGUAUCAGGAAAACUAUGAACGUAUGCAAGCACUGGUCAAAGAGCUGAAAGACAGAGCAGAAAAGAUAAAGCUUGGUGGGGGAGAGAGAGCUAGGAAACUGCACACAUCCAGAGGAAAGCUUCUGCCUCGGGAGCGAAUUGACAGGCUGCUGGACCCGGGCUCUCCGUUUCUGGAGUUGUCCCAGUUUGCUGCUUAUGAAUUGUACGGUAAAGAGGAGGUGCCUGCCGGAGGAAUCAUCACUGGCAUUGGCAGGGUGUCCGGGGUGGAGUGUGUCAUAGUUGCAAAUGAUGCCACUGUCAAAGGAGGCACCUAUUAUCCAGUUACCGUGAAGAAGCACCUUCGUGCUCAGGAGAUUGCACAGCAGAACCACCUGCCAUGUAUAUACCUAGUGGACUCUGGAGGGGCCAACUUACCCCGACAAGCUGAUGUGUUUCCUGAUAGAGAUCACUUUGGACGCAUCUUUUACAACCAGGCACGCUUGUCUUCAGAGGGCAUUGCACAGAUAGCCGUAGUGAUGGGCUCUUGUACAGCAGGGGGCGCAUAUGUCCCCGCCAUGGCGGACGAAAGUAUUAUUGUGCGCAAACAAGGGACCAUUUUUCUUGGGGGACCUCCACUGGUUAAAGCUGCUACAGGUGAGGAAGUCUCUGCUGAAGACCUUGGAGGUGCUGACCUUCACUGCAGGCGGUCCGGUGUAACUGAUCACUACGCUUUAGAUGAUAAUCAUGCUCUUCACCUGGCCCGGAAAGCAGUGCGCAACCUGAACUACCAGAAGAAACUCGACGUUACUGUGGAACCUCCUGAGGCACCGUUGUUCCCUGCUGAUGAGCUUUAUGGCAUUGUGGGAGACAACCUGAAACGAAACUUCGACAUCAGAGAGGUGAUCGCUCGUGUAGUCGAUGCCAGUAAAUUUGAUGAAUUCAAAGCCUUCUACGGAGACACACUGGUCACAGGCUUCGCACGGAUAUUCGGUUAUCCGGUCGGGAUCAUUGGCAAUAACGGAGUGCUGUUCUCCGAAUCGGCGAAGAAAGCAACUCAUUUUAUUGAGCUUUGCUGUCAAAGGAACAUUCCCCUGAUAUUCCUUCAGAAUAUCACAGGUUUUAUGGUCGGGAGAGAGUACGAGGCAGGCGGCAUUGCUAAAGACGGUGCUAAGAUGGUGACCGCAGUGGCCUGCGCUAAUGUGCCCAAGAUCACUGUCCUCAUUGGAGGAUCCUAUGGAGCUGGAAACUAUGGCAUGUGUGGAAGAGCAUACAGUCCCAGAUUCAUGUACAUGUGGCCGAACUCACGCAUCUCAGUGAUGGGAGGAGAGCAAGCAGCAAAUGUUCUGGCCACCAUUACUAAAGAUCAGAAAGCCAGAGAAGGGAAAGAGUUCACAGCAGAACAGGAGGCUGCUAUGAAGGAACCCAUUAUUAAACGAUUUGAGGAGGAAGGGAGUCCGUAUUACUCCAGUGCCAGACUUUGGGAUGAUGGAAUCAUCGAUCCUGCUGACACGCGCCUCGUCUUAGGACUCAGUCUAAGUGCCGCUCUCAACGCCUCCACACAGAAGACUCGCUUUGGUGUCUUCAGGAUGUGAAGUUUCACAGUUACAUGCCAUGGUUUGGUGAAUGUGAAGAGAGAACACUCUUCUUGUUUGUCACUGUGACUGUUUUUUCUUUUUCCUCCUGAUAUGAACAGUAAAAAAGGUUGCAACCCUCAGCUGAGUAUUCUCUAGCUUUAUUUCUUUAGAUUUUGACAUUUUUCUAAAAAUAAUUAUGCAAAUUGUAUAGUAAGCUAAUUAUAAUGUAUAAAAUAUGGCAUUAUUGAGCUGCUUUUUAUUGUCAAGUAUCAUUAAAUGUGUGGGGUUUUUUGGGGUACAAUAAUCCUAGUGUAAGACUAAUAAAGAGAUUCUACUUAUUGAAUUCUACAGUGCUAAAAAUGUUGGGAUUAUCGUUAAGCGAGUCUUAAGUCAUAGUCUGAUUUUCUCACAUUUGACAUGUUGAUUUAAUGCACAAAUCUAGAGAGAUUGUUUUUAUUUAGACAAGUGAUUGCUGUACAUAAUAUAAAAUACUUUACAAGUCCUGAGUGAAAUUUAUUCUUAUGCCUGUAUCCCCACUUUGUGCACUGAGACAAAAUGAUCAUAUCCAGACAGGAUGAGAAACCUCAGAUGUGUCACAUUCGAGCCAUCCAGCUGCAGAAAACACAUCGAUAUGAUAUAUAGUCAUAUAUUAUAAUAUAAUCCGUUUUAAAUAGGCAUUAGACAGCAGCAAUGGAAACAAACAAACAAAAAAAAAACUCACUGAUAUUUCAUUUGUUUGUAGACUUCCCUCUGUUUGUUCAAGCUCUAAAAGAGAAAGUGUGUCUCAGUCAGUAUUUUAUGAAACACUUUAAAACUGAAAUGACUUAUCCUGUGAAAUGAGUGAUACAUUUCAUAUUUUAUUGGAAACUGACUGUUACUGCUUCAAUGUUUUGAUUAGUAUUUUUUGUGUCUGUACUGAUUUUCUGCCUCACUGGUCUAGGUUUCAAAUAAAUGUAGAAAUAACAUCAUGUA